Messenger RNA from Scedosporium apiospermum, 945 nucleotides. RefSeq lists its product as uncharacterized. The coding region runs from base 1 to 945 and encodes 314 amino acids. The record is from RefSeq and is a predicted model, not a curated record. The transcript has 2 exons. Gene Ontology annotation, biological process: alkaloid metabolic process. NCBI's taxonomy places the organism in Eukaryota, Fungi, Ascomycota, Sordariomycetes, Microascales, Microascaceae. Gene Ontology annotation, molecular function: transferase activity, transferring alkyl or aryl (other than methyl) groups.
AUGGCGCAAGAGGUCCCAGGUAUAGAUUUAAAACAUUUCGAAAUCUUUGCGGAGGAAUUCUUCUUCUCGAGCGGCACGGCCGAAGCGUUAACCCCUAAAAUCCCCCCAGGGACACCAUUGUCGCAGGCCUGGGUGGCGUUCGAUCUACUUCGCGGGAAGAUAAUGGCAAAAGUCUAUUUUAUGCCCAUUCUGAAAUGGAUUCAAACGGGAAUCCCGACGAGAGUGCUAGUCUCGAGGGCAGUGCAAAAGUGCAGUGGUAAAUACGGCACUUACGACGCCCCGAUGAAGUUACUGGACAGUUAUCUGGAGUCAUUCGUACCCGGAAGUGGCCCGGUCGUGGAGAUGGUCGCUAUAGACUGUGUCGACUCUCCUGACUCUCGAAUUAAAGUCUAUUUACGAACAGACGUCAACACUCUCGCCAAAGCCAAGGUCAUAUAUACUCUCGGCGGCCGACUUUCUGGAGAGGCCAUCGACGCUGGUCUCGAAGCGUUGACUGAACUAUGGCCGAUUCUCUUCCGCUUGGAAGGCAGCGACUUCGAAAACACAGAGGUGUUUCCCAGGGGAUCGUACUGUGGCUGUGCGGUAGAGAUGAAGGCCGGCCAUGCGCAGCCCGGGACAAAGAUUCAUAUCCCGGUGAGGAAGAUUAACGUCACAGAUGCGCAGCUCUGCCAGUCGCUGUCUGCUUGGUUUGCAAAACGGGGCCAUAGGGACUUUGCUGCGACGUACGAGGAGAACUUGAGGGCUGCCUUUCCCGAUCAUAACUUUAACACCACGAAUGGAACGCAUACAUUCGUUUCCUUUGCAUAUACGAAGAAAACGGGUGUAUAUAUGACCAUGUAUUACUCGACCAAGAUCUUUGGUGUUCAAGUGAACAAGGAUUAUUGGAAAGGCUACGACAACCUGUGGAGUGUAGCGGCCGGUAGCAGUAUCCCGGGGCGUGAUUGA